This is a messenger RNA of Trichechus manatus latirostris (Florida manatee), 2712 nucleotides long. RefSeq names its product ubiquitin specific peptidase 29 (gene USP29). Gene Ontology annotation, molecular function: cysteine-type deubiquitinase activity. Gene Ontology annotation, biological process: G1/S transition of mitotic cell cycle; protein deubiquitination. Gene Ontology annotation, cellular component: nucleus; cytosol. Lineage: Eukaryota; Metazoa; Chordata; Mammalia; Sirenia; Trichechidae. The record is from RefSeq and is a predicted model, not a curated record. The transcript has a single exon. Bases 1 to 2712 code for a protein of 903 amino acids.
AUGACUUCUCCAAAGAUACGAGGUCUUGUCCAAACUUGGAGCAAAAGGACUGGGAUGACCAACCCGAAAGAAGCAUUGAUUAAAAUGGUGAAAGGAGAGAAAGAAAGUAGACUGGUGGUCAUUUUCAACUCUGGAAGACAAGUAAAGGUUUUCCAGCUAAGUAAUAAUACUAUAAGAAUGGACCUUAGGCACUCCGGAGAAGAACAAAGUAGCCUGCAUUUAACUAUCCAAAACAAUUGCUCCUUGUUCAUUGACAAAUUAUCCUGUAGAGAUGCUGAGAAGUUGAAGAAGUUUCUGGACAGAGUCCACCAAAAGAUAUCUCAACCACCCAUGAAACCUGGCCAUAAAUGGAGUAUCCUUGGUGGCGGGAAAACACAGGAGCAAAGCGACAAAAUCCCCUUUCACAAAGUUUGUGACAGGCCAAGUAAUGGAUCCUUUAGUCUAGAAAAUGGAAGUGGAACAUCUGUUCUUCAAGAAAUGCCUUCGUUAAUGUCCAAAUCAUCGACACUUGUUGGGACAGGUUUAUUAGAAAAUCCAGGUGGCAAGAGGAAAAGAAUGCCGUCAUCUGACCUAGAAAUGCAUGAGGACUUCCUGAAAAAGAAUAACCCUGUACUAAACAAGAAAUCCAAGACAGACCCCUUGAAAUGUGUCAGCAGCAACAGGAAAGAACCAUUGAGUUUAGAAAAUCAAGAAAAGUAUAUUAAAUCGGAACUUGAACCUUCAUUCUACACCAGCUCUACCGGAAACCCUAACCUAGAUGAAAAUAUUCUUUUAACUCAGCAUCUCUCUGCUGAAGGAAGUUUGGCACUUUCAUCAGAACCAAAUUGUAGGCAGAAUGAGCCAGGACGGAAUGAAUCUCAGGUGCCCUCUAACUCUUACCCAGAGCAACAAUGGCGGGGCUUCCCCAAUUUGGGAAAUACCUGUUAUAUGAAUGCAAUUUUACAGUCACUAUUUGCAGUUCCAUCAUUUGCUGAUGACUUACUCAACCAAGGAAUCCCCUGGGAGAAAAUUCCCUUAGAUGCUCUUAUCAUGUGCUUCAGCCAGCUGCUUGUUUUGAAAGAUCUUUGUAACACAGAGACGAAGAGAGAGUUACUCGUCAAUAUUAAAAACUCCAUUUCCUCGGUUGCAACCAUAUUCUCCGGCAACAUGCAGAAUGAUGCUCAUGAGUUUUUAAGCCAGUGUUUAGAUCAGAUGAAAGAGGACAUGGAAAAACUAAACAUCACUUAUAAGACAAGGAGGGAAACUGGUGAAGAAAUUUCCCACCCACAGAUUUCUGCUGCUAAUGCUUCCACCAAAGUGUUUGUUUGUCCUGUGGUCGCAAAUUUUGAGUUUGAGUUACAGCGCUCCAUCAUCUGUAAAGCCUGUGGUGAGGUAGUUUACAAGACAGAACUGAGCAAUUAUCUCUCCAUCAACCUUUCCCAAGAAACACAAUCACUCCCUUCGUCUAUUCAAUAUUCUUUUGAUCUUUUUUUUAGAGCAGAAGAAAUUGAAUAUAACUGUGAGAAGUGCAGGCACAAGAGUUCUGUUGCAAUGCACAAAUUCAGUAGGCUACCCAGGAUCCUUAUUGUUCAUCUGAAGCGCUAUAGCUUUAAUGAUUUUUGGUUUUUGGUGAAGGAUCAUCAGCAAGUUGGUAUUCCCAUAUAUUUAAGCUUAUCCCCCCAUUGCAAUGAAAAUACCAAACCACCUGUUCCCUUGGGCGGUAAUGCACAUAUUGAGGACCCUCAAGUCCUUAAAGUCUCUCAAGACAUGAUUUCUGGGACAAUCAACUCAUGGACACCUCCAAUGACAUCGACCUCGGCGUCCAAGGAUUUCCUGGUUCCACGCAUUGGAUCAGACAAGGAUGCUGAACCACAAAAAUGCCAGAGACUCUCUGAAGGGUCAAGCCAAGAACAGCAGCAGAGAGAUCCAGAAAACAGCUCCAAACUAAAUAUAACAGAGUCCAUAUUGGUCAACUCAAGGGAUGGGCCAGCCAGUGAGACGGAGCGGCCAGCAGCUGACUCAGUGAUUUAUUGGGAAGACACCUCUCUUUCAGUGAUCUGUGAACAUGGAGGUAAACUCAUCAGCAGCCCAGUAGCAGGUCUCGUAGAGGCUCGUCUUCAAGAGGUGCCUGAAAGCCCAGCAUUUAAGACACACCAGACAACAAAAGCAUCUGUAAAGAUAGAUUCUGACAGUGUCACUCAGUCUACUGAAGAUUUUUAUGAGGAUAAAGAAAACAAGAUUCCAGAAGGAUCUCAAGGAGUGGUUGAGCAGCUCCAAAGGGCACUGCUUCAAAGCCUCAGGAAGCCUGACACCCAGGAACACACAGACGAAGACCUCAGUAGAUCUACAGAGUUAAGUUUGCUGGAGGAUAGCCUGAAUUCCCUCAGAGCAUUGGGUUCUGGUGAGAACCCUGGAAACAAAGGCAUCUUAGGUAUGGAGAACACAGAAGCUAAGGCUGAGGAACCAAACAGAAAUGCCGCAACAGGGGAUCCUCGUCAUGCCUACAGGCUUAUCAGUGUUGUCAGCCAUGUUGGGAGCUCCCCAUACUCAGGUCACUACAUCAGUGACGUCUAUGACUUUGCAAAGAAGGCCUGGUUCAUGUACGAUGAUCUCAAAGCCUUGCAGAUCCAAGAGGCCAGUAUGCAGAAGGAUAGGUGUUGCAACGGGUACAUCUUCUUCUACAUGCACGAUGACAUCUUCAAGGCACUGUUGAGAAAGGCAGAGACUUCCUAG